AUGGACGACCAAAGUGAAAUUAAUCCUUUCCCCCAAACUCCAGUUAAAGAACAUAAAACUACCCCUUAUGAAAACCCCCCAGCUAAUAAUGACCAACCUGCUGAUUUGGAAAAUCCAAAUGCUUUACACAAUGAAAAAAGACUCUUUUCUUGGUGUUUCUCCAAAGAAGUGCCUCCAGUAACUGCUCCAGAAGAAAGAAAAUCCUAUCCUUGGAAAAAGGCAAAUCCUUUUAGUAGAGCUAUGUUUUAUUGGUUAUGGCCAACUUUAAUGAAAGGUUAUAAAAGAACUUUACAACCCGAUGAUUUAUGGUAUUUACCAGAUAAUUUAAAAGUUGAAGCUAUGCAUGAAAAAUAUAUGAAUAAUUUGGAAAAAAUCUUAACUUCUGCUAGAGAUAAGCAUUUAAAGAAACAUAAAGACUUAUCUGAAUUCCACUGGCCUCAUUGGGCUAUUCCUUGGGCCAUUUAUAAAACUUUUUUCCUUCAAUAUUCUAUGAGUUGUACAUUUUUAGCUUUAUCCUUUUGUUGUCAAGCCUUAUCUCCAUUAUUGACUAGAAGAUUAAUUGAUUUUGUUGAAAAUCAAUAUUUUGGAAUCGAAACUACCUAUAAUAAAGGUAUUGGCUAUACCAUUGGUUCAGUUAUUUUAAUUUUUGUCAAUGGUUUAUUAUUAAAUCAUUUUUUCCAUAAUGCUAUGGUUACUGGUGCUCAAGCUAAAUCAAUUUUAACAAAACAAUUACUAUUAAAAAGUUUUAAAUUAAGUGCUAAAUCAAAAUUUAAAUUCCCUAUUGGUAGAGUUACUUCUUUAAUGACUACUGAUUUGGCUAGAAUUGAUUUGGCCAUUGGUUUCCAACCUUUAAUUAUUUGUUGUCCUGUUCCAGUUAUUAUUGCCGUGGUUUUAUUAUUAACUAAUAUCGGUGUCGCUUCUUUAGCUGGUAUUGGAUUAUUCGUGAUUUCUUUAGUAGUUUGUGUUUUAUUAACUCACAAGUUAUAUUUAGUUAGACAAGACGUUGUUAUCUUUACCGAUGAAAGGAUUUCUUUAAUGAGAGAAGCUUUAAAUAAUUUAAAGAUUAUUAAGUUUUACGCUUGGGAAUUAGCUUAUAAAUUAAAAUUAACUAAAUUAAGAGAAAAAGAAAUGAAACAUUUAUUUACAAUUAAAGUCUUGAGAAAUUUUAUCACUGCUUAUGCUGUUACUUUACCAACUUUAAGUUCAAUGAUUUCUUUUGUUACCAUGUGGGCAAGUAAUAGAAUGAAAUCUCCUGGUGAAGUUUUCUCUUCUUUAUCUCUUUUCUCUAUUUUGGCCCAAGCCAUUAUGUUGUUACCAAUUGCCUUGGCCACUGGUGCUGAUGCUUAUAUUGGUUUCAAACGUUGUAAUGAUUAUUUAAAUGCUUCUGAAUUUGAUGAUAAUGAGGAUGAAACAAAUUAUAAAAAAGGUUCUAAACUUGUCAGUGGUAAAUUUUAUGUGGCUGGUGAUACUGAUCUGGAAUUAGCCUUUAAAAAUGACUCUUUUGUUGUUAGUAAUGAUGAAUUAUCUUCUAAUGAAAAAAAUGAAACUGUUAUUCAAGUUAAUAAUGCAGAUUUCAUUUGGCAAACUUUCCAUGAUGAAUUCGAAGAUGAUAAUUCUCUUUGGGAAGAAGAACAUCCAGCUGCUAAAAAGAGAAAACAACAAUUUGCUUCCAAAAACAAAAAAUUAAAUAAUCAAGUCUCAGUUCAUGAAAAGGCUGUUUCUUUCAACUCAAGAUCUUCUACUGACACUUAUUUUGAAUCAAUGAAUUCAAUUUCAACCGGUGGUGAAAAUAAUAACGGAUUCCCCGGAUUAACAAAUAUUAAUUUGACUAUUAAAAAGGGUGAAUUUGUGGUUAUCACUGGUGUUAUUGGUUCAGGUAAAUCUUCUCUUUUAUCUGCAUUGGCUGGUUUUAUGAAGUUAAGCAAUCCAGGUAUUGGUUCAUUAAAUAUAAGUGAUGAUUUAUUAUUAUGUUCUGACCCUUGGAUCCAAAAUGCUACCGUUCGUGAAAAUAUUUUAUUCGGUAAAAGUUAUAACCCAGUUAAAUAUAAAAAAGUUGUUCACGCCUGUUGUUUAGAUGAUGAUAUUGCCAUGUUGUCUGCUAAAGAUCAUACUGAGAUCGGUGAGCGUGGUGUUACUUUAUCUGGUGGUCAAAAAGCUCGUAUCAACUUGGCAAGAGCUACUUAUGCUGAUAAAAACAUUCUUUUAUUCGAUGAUGUACUCUCUGCUGUCGAUGCAAGAGUUGGUAAGCAUAUUACUGAUAACUUAUUCUAUGGCCUUUUGAAAGACAAAACUAAAGUUUUAGCUACCCAUCAAUUAUCUCUUGUUGAAAAUGCUGAUAAAAUUGUUUUUUUAAAUGGUGACGGUUCAAUUGAUGUUGGGACACUUAGUGAAUUGUCUUACAGAAACCGUAACUUCAGAACUUUAACCGAUUUCUAUAAGGAUUCAAACAAACCCACUAACGAUGCUCCUCUUGGACAAAUUAAUUAUAGUAACGAACAAAUCUAUAACACUACCAAUCCUUACAACGAAGAUCUUUAUUUAUCAAGAGAAGAGACAAAUGCUCCAGAACCAGGUGACUUAACCGGUAGAACUUUAGAAGACGAAGACAGAGCUACUAAUGCCAUUAGUUGGGAAAUCUACAAGAGAUAUAUAAACCUUGGUUCUGGUAUUUUUGGCUACUUGGCUGUUCCUGUUUUCCUUAUAAUUAUUACUUUAGCUACCUUCUGUCAACUUUUCACCAAUACCUGGUUAUCUUGGUGGACUGAAAAGAAAUUUAAGCAGUUAUCCGAUCAUUAUUAUGUUGGAUGGUACGUUGGUUUUGCAUUUUUAACGGUAUUUUUUACUGCUAUUGAAUUCGCUGUUUUAACCUAUAUGAAUAAUCGUUCAGCAGAGUUAUUGAACGUUAAAGCUGUUGCUAAAGUUUUACAUGCACCAAUGAGUUUCAUGGACACUAAUCCAAUGGGUAGAAUCUUGAAUAGAUUUACUAAAGAUACUGAUUCUUUGGAUAAUGAAAUUGGGGAACAAUUAAGAUUAUUCUUAUUCCCAUUGGCUUUGAUCAUUGGUAUCGUGAUCUUAUGUAUUAUUUAUUUACCUUGGUUUGCUAUUGCUGUUCCAUUUUUGGGUUUGAUGUUCGUUUUCAUAUCUAACUUUUAUUCCGGUUCUUCAAGAGAAAUUAAAAGAUUGGAAGCUUUACAAAGAUCAGUUGUUUAUAAUAACUUUAAUGAAACUUUAACUGGUAUGACAACCAUUCAAGCAUAUAAGUGUGAAGAUAAUUUUGUUAAAAAGAAUGAUCAUUUCUUAAACAAAAUGAAUGAAGCUUAUUAUUUAGCAAUUGCUAACCAAAGAUGGUUAAGUGUUCAUUUGGAUAUUGUUGCUAGUUUAUUUGCUUUAAUCAUUUGUGUGUUAUGUAUCACUCAGCAAUUUAACAUUAGUGCUUCGUCAACUGGUUUAUUGUUAAAUUAUGUUAUUCAGAUUGUUGGUUUAUUAUCUUUAACUAUUAGAUCAAUGACUCAAGUUGAAAAUGAGAUGAAUUCAGUAGAAAGAUUACAUUCUUAUGCAUUCCACUUGCCUCAAGAAGCACAGUACGAAAUCCCGGAACAAAAACCACCACAAGAAUGGCCAGCCGCUGGAUUUAUUCAAGUCAAAGACCUUUCAAUCAGAUACAGACCAAAUUUACCUUUGGUUUUGAAAAAUUUGAACUUUAACAUCUACCCUGGUGAAAAAGUUGGUAUUUGUGGUAGAACUGGUGCUGGUAAAUCAUCGAUUAUGACUGCUUUGUAUAGGUUAAAUGAACUUGAAACUGGUAGUAUACGUAUAGAUGGUUUAGACAUCAGUCAAAUGGGAUUAUACGAUUUAAGAUCAAGAUUAUCCAUCAUUCCACAGGACCCAGUAUUGUUCCAAGGUAGUAUCAGAAGAAAUUUGGAUCCAUUUGAUCAAUAUGAUGAUGAUAUUUUGUGGGAUUCCUUGAGAAGAGCAGAUUUGAUUGAUGAACUUCAACUCUUCAAAAUGAAAGGUAUUAAAUUAGAUCCCGAAAAUAAUGUUGGCCUCGAUGAUUUACCAAAAUUCCAUCUUGAUCAAUUGGUUGAAGAUGAUGGUAAUAACUUCUCUUUGGGUGAAAAACAAUUACUUGCUUUAGCUAGAGCUUUAGUUCGUAAUUCCAAAAUUUUGGUCUUAGAUGAAGCUACAUCAUCUGUUGAUUAUGGUACUGAUGCUAAAAUUCAGGAAACUAUUGUGAACGAAUUUACUCAGUGUACCAUUUUAACAAUUGCUCAUAGAUUAAAGACAAUUCUCAAUUAUGAUAGAAUUCUUGUCAUGGAUAACGGAAGCAUUGUCGAAAAAGGAACACCUUUGGAACUUUUUGAUAAAAAUGGUGUCUUCACAAAUAUGUGUGAAAAGGCUAACAUACGUCGUGAUGAGAUUGUUGAACAUUUGUAUUAA
This is a messenger RNA of Hyphopichia burtonii NRRL Y-1933, 4437 nucleotides long. RefSeq names its product ATP-binding cassette transporter (gene YOR1). Gene Ontology annotation, molecular function: ATP hydrolysis activity; ATP binding; ABC-type xenobiotic transporter activity. Gene Ontology annotation, cellular component: plasma membrane. The transcript has a single exon. Lineage: Eukaryota; Fungi; Ascomycota; Pichiomycetes; Serinales; Debaryomycetaceae. Bases 1 to 4437 code for a protein of 1478 amino acids. The record is from RefSeq and is a predicted model, not a curated record. Gene Ontology annotation, biological process: transmembrane transport.